AUGAGGGGACAUUGGAAUGGUUUGAAGAUUCCCUCUUAUAUAGGACCAGGACCUGAGCUAAGUAAAGGUAAAACAGAAACUUGUGUUUGGAAACCACCAAAGAUGGGUUGGUUUAAGCUUAACUUUGAUGGAGCCUCCAGAGGUAAUCUAGGACAGGCUAGCAUUGGUUGUUGUCUUCACAACUUAGACGGGACCGAGAUGGCUUGGAGGGUUAAACCAGUAGGCAUUGAAACUAACAAUAGGGUAGAAUUGUUGGUGCUAGUAGAUGGGCUUAAAAUGUGUAGGGCAUUAGGAGUGGAGAAAUUGGUUGUUGAAGGGGACUCAACCAUUAUGAUCAAUGCUAUGAGAAAAGGAUCCAUUAUAAACUGGAGGUUAGAGGCGUUGCUCAACAGAGCUUUAAACCUGAGCAAGGCCUUCAAGAAGAUCAUAUUUAAUCACAUCUUUCGCGAGGGUAAUUCUAAGGCGGAUGAAUUAGCUAAUAUGGGGGCAGAUGGGACCUACAUAGAGUAA
Cryptomeria japonica (Japanese cedar) is the source of this 510-nucleotide messenger RNA. RefSeq lists its product as uncharacterized. Gene Ontology annotation, molecular function: RNA-DNA hybrid ribonuclease activity; nucleic acid binding. Bases 1 to 510 code for a protein of 169 amino acids. Lineage: Eukaryota; Viridiplantae; Streptophyta; Pinopsida; Cupressales; Cupressaceae. The transcript has a single exon. The record is from RefSeq and is a predicted model, not a curated record.